AUGCCCGACUUCACCGACCACCUCCUCCCCGCCUCCCCCCGCGGACCCGAAAUUCUCUUCCAAGAACGAGCACAAUCCGACGUGCCCAUCAACGAACUCGCCCAUCUCCUCCUCUCCCGCAACGAUUUCCUCCGCCGACAAGAGAAAAUUUUACCCCUCUUGGAAAACCAUGUCUUGUUCCGCAAGGUCAAACAGCCGAAUUUGUCUCGUCCGGAACGUUAUCAGUUGGGAUUGGCGCGGGCGAAGACAUUGCGUCGCUGGGCGGAUCGCUUGGGUUGGGAUGAGGAGGAUUGGAAUGUUGCGGGUUAUUUGUGUGAUGAUGUGAGUCCUUAUAUGGUGCAUACGCAAAUGUUCGAAACCACUGUCCGAGAGCAAGGCGACGCCCAACAAAGAGAAUACUGGCUUCCCAAAAUCCGCGCCUGGGAGGCUAUUGGAUGUUAUGCUCAAACGGAACUCGGCCACGGCUCUAAUGUCAAAGGACUGGAGUGUCGCGCGACCUGGGAUCCCAAGACUCGGGAAUUCGUCCUUCAUAGUCCGACUCUUACGGCGUCCAAGUGGUGGAAUGGGACGAUGGGCAGGACGGCGAAUCAUGCGAUUGUUGUGGCGCAAUUGUAUGUUCCUGAGUCCACUAUGGGAGGGGAGGAGUCUAGAUUGGUGAAUCGGGGCCCCCAUCCUUUUAUUGUGCAGAUUCGAGAUUUGAAAACUCAUUUGCCUCUCGAGGGGAUUAUUGUGGGUGAUAUUGGACCGAAAUAUGGUUAUGCUCCUAUGGAUAAUGGGUACAUGCUCUUCAACAACUUCCGUAUCCCCCAUUCUGCCAUGCUCUCAAAUUACUCUCGCGUGGAUCCCAACACCGGCACCUACUCGAAACCCGCCAAUCCCGCCGUAGUAUACGGCAGUUUAACCUACGUGCGAGCCGUCAUCAUCAUGCACGCUCGCUUAAUCAUCGCAAGAGCAGUAACAAUCGCCGUUCGAUAUAGCACCGUACGAAAACAAUUUCCCGACCGCGAUAGCAACAAGGAGGACCAACAACAACAGUCUGCUCCCGAACUUUCCGUCCUCGACUACCCAACCGUACAAAUCCGCAUCCUGCCCCUUCUCGCCACGGCAUUCGCCCUCCAUUUCACAGGAGAAGCAAUGCAUACUCUCUAUUCUCGUACACGAGCAGAAAUCGCCCAAGGGGAUUUCAGCAAAUUGGCGAUUCUACACGCUCAGUCUUCGGGACUCAAAAGUCUCUGUACGGAACUCGCAGCCAACAGUAUUGAAACGUGUCGCAGAGCCAUGGGUGGACAUGGAUUCAUGUAUUCGAGUGGCUUUGUACAGUUGAAUAAUGAUUACUUGUCGAAACCUACCGUCGAAGGGGAUAAUUGGAUGAUUACGCAACAAACUGCACGCUUUUUGAUUAAACGUAUGGAAGCUGCUGUGGCGAGAAAAGGUCCCGCGAAGGAUUCUAUUGAACAGGAUUGUCGAGAUUGGUUGGAUAUAUUUCACAACAACAACGCACAUGACCAACAAGACCAACAACAAAAACAACCUCCACCCCCCUGCGAAAUCUUCCUCAACGACUCCCAAAUCGUCCAAGCCUUCCGCCGACGAUCCCGCCACCUAACCUACAACGCCUACAUCUCGCACAAGCAGCACAAACGCCCCUGGAAUUCCCUGCUACUCCAACUCCGCAAAAUCAGCAUCGCAGAAUCCGAAUCGAUUCUCAUCUCAAAUUUCCACAAAGCACUGAUCAAAAAAUCACCACCCCUCUCCCCCCUUUUGCAAACCCACCUCACAAACCAAUUCCACCUCUUCGCAUAUACCACAAUCGAAUCUUCUGCGCGAGAAUUUCUCUCAUCGCAUUCCAUUUCCGAUGCGCAUCUCAACCUACUUUCUGACAAAAUUCAAGAGUUGAUGAUGAAACAAAUUCGACCGCAUGCGGUGCGAUUGGUGGAUGCGUGGAAAAUCCCGGAUUAUCUGUUGGAUUCGGCGUUGGGGAGAUUUGAUGGGAAAGUGUACGAGGACUUGUUUGAUCGGGCACAUAAAAGGAAUCCGUUGAAUGAAAUGACGUUUAAUCCGGAUUAUCGGAGUGAGGAGAUUGUCAUGGGGGAUGGUGGUGAUGGGAUUAAAGAGAUUUUGGCGAAGCUCUAA
This is a messenger RNA of Sphaerulina musiva SO2202, 2133 nucleotides long. RefSeq names its product acyl-CoA oxidase. Lineage: Eukaryota; Fungi; Ascomycota; Dothideomycetes; Mycosphaerellales; Mycosphaerellaceae. The record is from RefSeq and is a predicted model, not a curated record. The coding region runs from base 1 to 2133 and encodes 710 amino acids. Gene Ontology annotation, molecular function: fatty acid binding; FAD binding; acyl-CoA oxidase activity. The transcript is spliced from 3 exons. Gene Ontology annotation, cellular component: peroxisome. Gene Ontology annotation, biological process: lipid homeostasis; fatty acid beta-oxidation using acyl-CoA oxidase.